CCGCACUUCUCCUGCACUGCGCAGGCGCCAUGCAUGGAGACCGGAAGCGGAAGGCUUGAACGCUUUGGGUGGGCACCUGUGAGACCACUAGCCAUGCGCGACUUGGAGGAGACCGGCCCUCGACCCACAGCGACCUCGUGCGGGUGCGUGAAGCCGGCUCUGGAGACAGGGAAUCUUUUAACGGAGCCAAUUGGUUACUUGGAAUCCUGUUUCUCGGCCAAGAAUGGUACUCCAAGGCAGCCAUCCAUUUGUAGCCAUUCACGGGCUUGUUUGAGGAUUAGAAAAAGCAUCUUUAAUAAUCCUGAACAUUCCUUGAUGGGCUUAGAACAGUUUUCUCAUGUUUGGAUUUUGUUUGUUUUUCACAAAAAUGGUCAUUUGAGCUGUAAGGCAAAAGUGCAGCCUCCUAGGCUGAAUGGUGUGAAGACUGGCGUUUUCUCUACAAGGAGCCCACAUCGUCCCAAUGCGAUAGGACUGACCCUAGCCAAACUGGAAAAGGUAGAAGGUGGAGCCAUAUACCUUUCUGGAAUUGACAUGAUUCAUGGCACACCUGUACUAGACAUAAAGCCCUACAUAGCUGAUUAUGACUCGCCACAAAAUUUGAUUGAGCCUUUAGGGGACGUUAAUUUACAGAAUAACCAAUGUAAACCAAAAACCGUGUCCCAGUGUGACGGCAAGACUGAUAGCUGUGACGAGCAACAGCUCUCAGGGUAUGAGGAACCACAGCUCUACAGUUGUACUAAGGAGAAACCUAAAUGUCCUGAAGAUAGAACUUCGGGAGAAAACAACGCAAAACAAGACAACUCAGCAAAAAUCCAGCAAAGCUCACCUGAGCCCAGGGAGAGAGCAGCAGAUUUGGGUGAAGAAUCAGGAAGUGGUCCGAGUCCUAGGGUAGCAGAAGAGCAAAGUGGCCCAUGUUGCCUGGAGAAGAGCGUUUCAGAGGAACAAGCAGACAGCAGGCUGAGGAGAGGGGAAGCAGCGGUGGUUGCACAAGGACACAGCACGGAGAUGCCGCCCGAGGCUCUUCUCUGCCCUUCCAGGGCGGCUGGUGCAGCCCACCGCAGUGCGGUCCCCACCUGGGUGAGAGAGGCUCCCGUGGCCACCUUGGGAGUCCGGUUUACUCCUCACGCGGAGAUGGACCUUGAGCACCUCAGCUCAGGUGAACCAGGUAUUGGUCAGGCUUCAUUUAACUAUUUUCAGUCAGCGGAGGAAGCAAGGUGUGCCAUCGAGGCUGUGCUGUCAGCUGACCCUCGAUCUGUAUAUCGACGGAAACUCUGCCAGGAUCGUCUUUUCUACUUUACAGUAGACACAGCACAUGUCACGUGCUGGUUUGGUGAUGGCUUUGCAGAGGUCUUAAGGAUCAAGCCGGCUUCUGAGCCUGUUCAGAUGGGUGACCCUGCGGAGUCCUUGGUGCCUCUGGGAUCGUGAGUAGCCUCCGUCGAGUCUUUAAGGCAGCCUAAUUGACUUCGGUGUGGCUGUUGGAUUUUCUGUACAAGCUAAUGAUGUGCCUUCUUUGCAGAAAGAAGCAACGCUUUGUGAUCUCACUGCUUUGAUUGAUUUGGGUUGUUCAGAAUAUUUAUUUGAAAAACAUGUAUUUUAAUAAACUAAGAGAUAAAGAAUUUGGAGAAAUCGCCAUAUCAUGAUCGUUUUUGAUCAGUUAAUAUUGAAGAAUCCAAAGGUGAUGCUUUAUCACUGUUUUCUGAAAGAAGUCAAUUCUUCUUGGCACUUGAUAAAACUAACUGGGCAGAAGCUGGGUGGAUGUGUUGAAAAAUUCAUGUUGGUUUUUUUGUCUGAAAAAGCCUGACCUCUCUGUUUUAUUCUAAAUCAAACUGAGUUAUGAUAUCUUAAGAAACUUAACAAAUCAAAAACCAAGUAGUUAUAAAGAUCUUUAGAGAUUAAACCCCUGUGUUUCAGAGACUUUGCCAUACACUCACGCAUGCACACACGCACACACACGUAUGUGUAAUAUUUAAUCCUGAUUCCAAAAUUAGAGACGCUAAGGUUUCUUUGGAUGCCUUUGUAUCAGAAAAGAAAGUCACUCUGAGAAGUCCAAGAAAAUAACUUAAUUACUGGUUUAUUUCUUGUUUAUUCUAUGACUGUUUACUGAGAACUAUCGUGAGUUAGGUUUUGGUGAUAGAAUGAAAUGAACAGGAUGCAAUUCUCGUUGCAGGUCAUAGUUGUGGAGGAAGAAGACACAAACACAUUGUUGUAUUACAGUUAGAUAGAGUAAUUAAGUCCAUACAUGAUUCCUGUGUAAGCACCACACGGGAAUCAGUCGUAAGAAUGUAUUGCCUAUAGGUGACUUUAAAGAUGUGAUCCCAGAUAACUGAAGGUUUAUGAUCAGUGUAACCAAAUUAGGCACCUGUCAACAUGACGUAGGCUUUCCUAAUCGCAACUGUAGAUCUUAAUAGCUGCUUGAUCAUGGUUUUGAAAUGAGCCCUGCUGCCUGUGGAUACUUGCACAGAGUCAUUUGUGGCUGAUGACACUGCACUCCUGAAACAAACUGGGUUUUAUUUGAGUUUACUUAGAACCUCUUGGGGAGGUAUAUUUAAUUUGACUUUUAAAAGCUUUUUAUUUCUAGAUAAUUACAGAUUCAUAGGAAGUUGGAAAAAAUAGGGCAAAGGUCCCAUGUACCCUUUACCUAGCUUCUUCCCAUGGUAACAUCUUACAUAACUAUGGUAAGGAAGUUGACAUUGGUACAAUCCACCCUUUUGGAUUUUGAAUUCUUUUCUCUUAAAAUUACUUUGAGACUGAGUCAGGUCUUGAAGCACAAAAUGUUGAUAUUUAAUAUGGUAAAAAUAACUCUUAGGACCAUACCAACUGGCCUUCUAGCAAGAGGACUGUUCUGUUGUUUGGGGUUUUAAUAUACAUUCUCAGGAUUUUAAAACUAAAAUCCUAAAUAUAAUCCAGCUUAGUUCUCUGCCAGCUCACCAGUCUUUUCAUUAUACCCAGUGUUUGGCCCUCUCCCCCUGCUUAAACCCCUCGGUGAUGACCCUUCAUGCCUGCCCUGUGUAGCUCAUUAUUAAAGUGUUCUUCCUUUGUAUGAGAUCAGAUCUGUUCUCUGAUAACUCCACCCUCUGGCCAGGCCACAUAGGGUAAAGCUGAUCAGGCUUCCAUGUUUUCUUCAGCUGUUUCUCAUAUAACGUGUUCUUGAGCCUCACCCCACCCUCAGUCCUUGAGUCCCCCAUGUGAGCUUUUGUCUCUAGGCAAGUGUCAUAUUGUGAGGAAAUUUGUAUCUCUGGGUUACGAACUUCCAUCCCUCAGCAAGAUUAAUCAUUUGAAGUAAAUCUACUAUUCCUUUUCAUCUUGGAAACUUUUUCAAAAGAAAGGGACGCAAAUGACAUCCACCUUAGAGUUUAGCCUUUGCUUUUUGGUGCCUGUUUGGGGAACCCUGAUAGCUGAUUAUUUUCACUAGCUUGGAGAUAAACUCCAGGAGUUCAAGCUGUUUAGGUAAUUCUGGCUUUCGGCCCACCUGCCCCAGCUUUCCAGAACAGUCACUUCCACAAGAAACGCUGAUACUUGUCAGUCACAUAUAGGAAGAGAUUAGAAGGAUGAGUGCCAUUUAUUACAUUUUAAAAUUGUAUCCUGGCUUAAGGAGGGGGAUGGAUUAUUCCAGCAUGCGGAGGCUGUGCACAACCAGGUAGACUCAUUAGCUAAACCCAUGAGCUCUUGUUGGUAGUUUUCUUUUUAUGAUACAGUCCCAAAGGAGGCAGAUGAGGACUCAGUAAUAAUGAAAUGUGUGUCAGUUACUGAACUUUUAGCACAUCCUGGGCACUGGGCUACAUGCUCUCCCUACAUUGACCAGAGGUUAAGCGACGUGUUCAGGCUCACAGAGCUGGUCAGCCAAGCAUCGAGGAUUUCAGCCCACCCGCCUGGUCCCAGAGUUGGCUCCCUUCUUAGCUUGGCGCUCCUGCCUCCCCCAGUGCAGGUGCAGAUGCUCAGCCAACCAUGCUGCUUUAUUUGAAGCAACUCCAUAUGCUUCAUAAGCACAGGAAGCUUCACUUAGAGUGAUGCUGAUGGAAAUCUAAUCACUAAACGAAGAACAGGGAGAGGAAUAAGGGCAGAGAUGUCCAUUCCCACUAGAUCUGCUUGGAACCUCCUGGGAAGCAGCAUGGGAGGUAUAGAGAGCACUGAGGCUGGCCUCAGAAAGUUCAAGGACUCUUUCUGCUCUGCCCUGUGCUUGCUGUGUGCCCGUGGGCGAGUCACUGAGCCCAUCUCCACCUCCGUGACCUUACAGAGUUGUUGUUACAAGGAUAAUGCCUGGGAAAGUAUUUUCUAAACUCUUCCAUGGUCUGUAACUUAGGUCAUUUUUUUAUUGUGCCUGUCGUCAUCAACACCCUUUCUCUGUCACUCUGCUCUGGCUUACCUGGCUGGACAAGCAGACUCAGGAGAAUCAAGGGGUCCCUAAAAUCCAGUGUAUGGAAGGUCUUGUUUUAUUAUCAUUACAGAAUUUUUUUUUAAAAAAGAACUUCUUUUAGCAAGUUAUAGGACGUUUUACUAAGGGAGCUGUCACAAAGUGCCCCACCUUAAGGACCCAGUUGACAUUUUGCCACCUGCCCCCCCCCCCCGGCUUUCCCUCCUGAGGUUGCACAUGUACCAGGAACCGCCUUCACUGCCCAUGCACACAGUCCCCAGCUCAGUCCCUUUCUCACGCACGAUCCUCUUCAGGACCCUUUCUCUCUCACCUUCUUUCCUGAUUCCAGCCCAGAUAUUUCAGGGUAAGUCUGCAUUUCUUUUAUUUAUUUAGCUUUUUUUUUUUUACAUUUCUUUUAUAAGAAAAUAGAAUUAAUCAUGAUGUGAAAUUAUUAAGGUAAGUUCUACCUCUGUGACAGAGAAGAGACAAGUUGUAAGGAUUAAAAAAGCUCAAUGAAAUAUAAUAGGGAUUUUUGGUCAUUGCUAAAAAUAAGGUUCCUCAUCUGGGUAGCCACCAAACGACUCUCCAGCAUCCUCUCUGAUCUGCUCUCUGCCCCCUCUCUGCCUCUGUGGGUUCCAGGAAGUGGGACUCACAGAGGGCUCAAGGUUUAGGUCGGUGCAUGUGACUGUGAGUGACAAGCACAAGAAAAGCCUUUCCAGUACCCACAGUGACGGCAGGGGAUGGGGGGCAAAAACUCAGCGGUACCCUCUCUGUUUUCUGAUGGAGGGUGCUACUUGGCCUACGAACUCAAGCCACACAGACCAAUCAACUUUGAGUCAAUGUAUGUUUAUGUUGUGCUGACAAAAACGGUAGGGUUGGAUGUAAUGCAGGGUUUCCUACUUUUUCUACUUUGUAGAUAACUUGAGAAGUCUAUUCAGAUUCUUCACUAAUGCUUCAUGCAGUUCAAGAUGUGUAAAACUUUUUUAUUCAGUGUUAACUAAUUUUAUUUUUAAAAAUCACCACAUGCUAAACACUGAAGAAGUCUAAUAAUUCUUCACAGUGGUAUAGACGUUAUAGUUUACAAAGCCAUUUAAAAUAUGUUGACUCAUUUGGUAUCUUAGCAACAUUUUGGGUGGAUUUUGCUUCUGGGCACUAAGCUGGGAACCUAACCGCUAUUUAGAACAGGGCUCAGCAGACUAUAGUCUGAAGGCCAAGUUUGGCCCACAGCCUGUUUUUGUGUCACCUAGGAGCUAAGAUUGGUCUUUAUAUUUUUAAAAGAUUGUAAACAAAAGCAAACAGCCCCCAAAGCUGAACCAGUGACAGAAUAUGGCAUGCAAAGCUGAAGAUUUUACCAUCUGGCCCUUUACAGAAGACGUUUAUGGACCCUGAUUUAGAACAUUAUUUCUCUGAAAAGGUGUUGUGAGUUCCAGAAAGCUUAUUUAUAAAAUAGGUUUUUGGGUUAUUGCAUGCUUUUAAGUCAUGGACUCUCUAAAUCCUUUUGAAAGGAUUUAGUCAUGUAGCCAUGUGAGAAAGUUCACCAAAUACAACAUAAAUAGUAAAGUAUGUGUUAUAAUGUUCUAUUCAUACAUGUCAAAUGAAGUUAUACAAAUCCAUGUUUAUACAUAUGUAGAAGACUUCUAGAAGGAUAAAUACAAGUAUGCUAACGAUGGUUGCUUGGGGGUGGGGGCAUGUUCUCUGGGGGCUUAUUGGGGAAGGGAACUUUUCACUUUAUUCUCUUCAGUAUGCUGUGGAUUUUUUUUCUAAUCAUGAGCACAUGUUAUUUUUAUAGGUGGAACAUAAGGAGAGUUAAAUGUCCUAACUUGAGUAAGUUCGAUUUAUAUAAAUAUGUAACUUUGUCCUCGCGCCCCCCCCCCCCCCCCCCAAUCUGGUAAAUAUAGUUAGAGAUAUAUUUUCCUGGAGCAUCACAUGUGGAUCACAGAAACAGAAAUCACCCAGGUCACACAUCAGCUGUGGAGCUGAGCCAGUUUGGAGCAGGUAAACUGGCUGGGCCUGGGCAGCUUGUCCCCAAGGAUGCACUGACUUUUUCUCUUCUUCCCAGACAGGGUUUUGGAUAAGGCAUUGGGCCUCCAGGCAGAAGACAGGCGCCUGUGCGGGAUGGUGUUGCUGGUAGAGGGCUGAGCUGCUGAGAGCACCUUAGCUCUGUACUUGCCAAACCUGUGCAGUUCGUCCAGGCUAGACAAAGGGAUGGGUCUCUGCUUGCAGGAUCAUUUCACUCGUCAGCUCCUCCCACUGGGUCUCUGUCUGCUUGCAUUUAGUGAGCUCACAGGCCAUUUGACUGCUGGGGAUUGCUCUCCCUGGAUCCCCAGGGCUGGCCCUUACCCACUGUCAAAAGCUGAGCUCAGUCAGCAGGAAAGGAGAGGCUCAGAGCUGGGGAUCGACUAUUCCCACUGGGUCAGGGGACUGUGCUGAGAUGGAGGUGGGGCAGACUAGGAAGAAGGGCAGGCUGGCACGGUCACAGGUGGCAGAGCUGAGCUUGCGUUGGCGGUGGAGUAGGGCUGUCAACAGAUUGGAGGCUCAGGCUCUGCCUGGGUUGGGGAGGAGUCAAGGUCAGAGAACUGGCAGAGCCAAGGCAGGACCGAGUCCCAGAGGGGUUAGGCUGGUUAUCCAGGGACCUCAGGGACUUCAAGUCAGGGACCCCCUCAUAUCGGAGCUGGAGAUUUCUCUUCCUUAGUUCUUUGCCCAGUAUCCUGUCUUUGCCAAGAUAAAAGGUCACAUUCAAAGAUACCGUCAAUCUAGGAGGACAACAUGAGUAAGAAGAGCUUGCAAACAAGGCAAGGAGAAAUCAAGUGACAUAAAAUGGAUUGAUUAGUGAAGCCAUGCACAGGAUAUCCGCUGGGUCCUCAGGUGGGAGGAGCUUGGUCAUCAGAGCUUGCCCUCUCUUCCUCUUGGGACUCCUACUACCACACAAACAAGCCUGAGUUAGCCUGCUUGAGAUCAUGGCUGAGUCUCAGCUGAUACUGAACCAGUCACCAGACGUAUAAGUGAAGCCAUCCUGUAUCAUCCAGCUAUAUCUGAGUUGGCCUAGAUGGCCAGCCAGCACAAAGAAUCAUGAGGGGAAAAAACUGUUUAUUUUAAGCCACUAAUUUUGGGAUGAUUUUGCUACAAAACAAAAGCUAGCUUGUGACAUUUAGCUUCCACACUCUUGAGCAGUGGAAAGUGAGCUUAUUUAACAGGAGGGGUUAACAUGACAAAAUCCUUAAAUGAUAAAGGGGUUUUUAGGGCAGGAUGGAUUUUUGUGAUGAAAGUCAUGAAAAAAUAGUAAUAAAUAACAGCUAACAUUUAUUAAGCACUUCAGGUUAGGUACAGAGCUAAGAGUUUUAAUUAACAUGGAUUAUCUCAUUAUGAGGAAAGAUACUGUUAUUUCCACUAUACAGUUGAGAAGCUGAGGAUCAAGGACAUGAAAUUACUCUACAAGGUCUCAUGGUUAGAAAGGGGGAAGACUUAGGAUGUAAAUCCUGAGUCUGUAAAACUGCAGAACCAACAUUUUUUUUAUAUUGAUUUUGAAACUUAAAAAAAAAUUAUUUAUUGGUUGCACUGGGUCUUCGUUGCUGCU
Molecule: messenger RNA, 7925 nt
Organism: Aethalodelphis obliquidens (Pacific white-sided dolphin)
Lineage: Eukaryota; Metazoa; Chordata; Mammalia; Artiodactyla; Delphinidae
Gene: TRMO
Product: tRNA methyltransferase O
Exons: 5
Coding region: 34-1425 (463 amino acids)
Source: RefSeq, a predicted model, not a curated record